AUUCAGUGUGCUUUUAUGGUUCUGACGGGCACCGCUGACCUCGCACUGCUGCAGUCUAGGACUGAAAGAAAAUCAGCAAACAGAUGUUAUUUGGAGCUGAAGCUCAGCUACAGACAUGAACAGGUUUUACUCCAUGCAGGCCGUGGAGCCAGAGAACGGGACCAAAGUGAAGGAGUCCUUCAAGUUCGUGUCUGAGGAGAAGAGGGAUGUGUGGAAGGAAGGUGGAAAGGACAGAUCAGAGUCGUCCUGUUGUCUCAGUGUCAAGAACAUCUCCUAUACUGUCAGUGAGCGUGUGGGACCAUGGUGGGAUUUACCCUCCUGCAGGAAGAGAUGGACUCGUCAGAUCCUCAACGACGUCUCCUUCCACGUAGAUAGCGGGCAGAUAAUGGGCAUACUGGGAAAUUCAGGCUCAGGGAAGACAACCCUGCUGGACGCCAUCUCAGGGAGGAUAGGAAGCCACGGCACUCUGUUGGGUGAGGUCUUCAUUAAUGGGAGAAAACUGAAAAGAGAGGAAUAUCAGGACUGCUUCUCUUACGUCCUGCAGAGUGAUAACUUGCUGAGUUAUCUGACGGUGGAGGAGACUCUGACCUACACAGCUCAGCUGGCACUGCAGAACCACUCGACUGUAGCCAUCAAGGAGAAGGUGUCAGCAGUGAUGGCAGAGCUGAGCCUGAGUCAUGUGGCACACAGCGUCAUCGGAGGUCGCGUUUUCCCAGGGAUCUCUGGUGGUGAGAGGAGGAGGGUCUCCAUUGCCAGUCAGUUACUCCAGGAUCCAAGAGUGAUCCUAUUGGACGAGCCCACCACCGGCCUUGACAGCAUGACCGCCAAUCAGAUUGUGGUGCUGCUGGCAGAGCUGGCCCGACGGAACCGCAUCGUCAUAGUGACCAUCCACCAGCCUCGCUCCGAGCUCUUCAGGGUGUUUAGCAGGAUAGCGAUAAUGAGUCAAGGACAGAUGGUGUUCUGCGGGCAGCCAGAGGAUAUGGUGAAUUUCUUCAGCCAGUGUGGAUAUGAAUGUCCAGAGUACUGCAACCCAUUUGAUAUUUACGUUGACUUCACCUCGGUGGACACACGCAGCAGCGAGAGGGAAGCGGCUACUUUCAGCCGCAUGCAUGAGAUCACUUCAUCCUACCAGAGAUCUGACAUCUACCAGAACAUGCUGGACCUGAUGAAGCAGAGCCUGCAGGCAUCAGACAAACCAGCCAUCCCCUUUAAGAGCAAAGAGUCGCCCAACGGUGCUGCCAAGCUCGAAGUUCUUUUCAGGCGCACAGUGAGAAACCUUUCCAGGGACAGGAUGGGUGUUCUCAUGCGUCUGUCCCAGAACCUGAUCUACGGGUUCUUUGUGGCCUUCUUCAUCAUGCACCUGGACAUGAACGUCACCAAGGGAGCUGUGCAGGACCGCAUCGGCAUCAUCUAUCAGUGUGUGGCGGCUGUGCCCUACACUGGCAUGCUCAACGCCGUCGCGCUCUUCCCUCAGUUGCGAGCCGUCAGUGAUCAGGAGAGUCAGGACGGACUCUACAGCAAAUGGCAAAUGUUCUUGGCUUAUAUCCUCCACAUCCUGCCCUUCAGCGUCCUGAGUGUCGCCAUCUUCACCUCCUUUCUUUAUUGGACGGUGGGGAUGCAUCCAGAUAGUUUCCGCUUCUUGUGCUUCACUGCUGUGGUUAUGGUGCCUCAUAUUGUAGGGGAGUUCUUGACUGUGGUGUUAUUGGGAAUCGUCCAAGACCCUAACAUGGUCAACACUGGAGUGGCUUUACUCAACAUUGCAGGAAUCUUGGUGGGAUCUGGCUUCCUUAGAAGCACCCAGCAGAUGCCCCUGGUGUUCCAGUGGCUCAGCUAUCUGACCUUCCAGAAGUACAGCUGUGAGCUGCUCAUCGUCACAGAGUUCCACCAGCUGGAGUUCACCUGCAAUGUGUCUAAACCCUUACCAGGAGCUUGUAUGGUCACUAAGGGCGAUCAGAUCAUUGAUCAAGGCUACCCUGGCGCUCUGUCACGAUACACCUUAGACUUUGUUCUUCUCUACGCUUUCCUGCCCGCCUUAGUUCUGUUGGGCAUGAUUGGUUUCAAAAUCAGAGACAAGAUUGUGCAUCAUUAAAGCCAUAUAUACACUGAAGAACCCGGGCUCGUCUACAAUCAAGGAAUAAGGUUGUAAGAUUAAGUAUUUAAGAAUUAUAUCAGCAAGCUUUCCUGUUCAUUUCUCGUUUGGUCACAGCUUUAAUGGAUAGAUGUUCAAGGUGCAGGAGAUGUUUUACUGGAGCAUUUUUGCUAGAAAUGCCCUUCACAGAGUCAAAAUAAUGUAUAAUGUAAUUGUCUGUGAAAUGUGCAAUCCUGGAGAAACAUACUCAAAUUAUUGUGAAUACUUCAUUUUUAAUUCACCCAUUCAUUAAACUGCCCUCUGACCGUCCCUUGCCCCUCUGUGCGCACGAAUCACACAUUCUUGGCUUGGGGCAGUUAAACAGGACGCAAAGCCACAGCUGGGUUUUCUAAUGUAGCAGAUGGAAUGUCCCAUUCUGUUUGCAAAUUUAAUUGAAGGAGAUAUUUCACAUGUUCUGUUUAGGGUCUGGUUCUGUUGUUGUUGGGAAACGUUUAUGUGACGGACCCGUUGCCUGUGAACGCAGCUCGUCCUCUGAGGAUGUUUAGGUCAGGUUUUAGAAGUUUGUGGGGUUUUCCCAGAAUGGUGGUGGCACUGAGCUGCACUGUUGUUGAAGUUAGGAAUAAACCAUGACAGCUAACAACUGCUUUGUUUUUCACCAUGAAAACACCACACUACAUAAGCUAGCAUGCUAAAUUGUUAAAACAUUCCUGGUCACAUGAACGUAAUGUGUGUUUUCCCACGGGUGCAACGUUGGAAUGCUAAGUGUACAUCACGUUAGACAUAUUGGCAGAAAAUGUGCCUAAUGGUCAAAAACUUCAAUCUGAACCCUUUGAAACAAGCAUUCCUGUUUUCUGGAGACACAGAUUGGGAGGAUGAAGCCUGAACCAGUGAAUUUCCCCACUGUGGGAUCAAUAAAGUCUAUUAUAUUCUAAAAAAGCAGGUUGGAAAUGUAAAUUAUGUAUUUUAAAAAUGUAGCUAGCUUGAAUGUCAAGAAAAACAUCUUCUACUGCACCGUAGAGGCUCUCUGCAUACAAAAAACACCAAUUUAGAAACAUUUUCCAAAAUUAAAUGUUUUAUAAAACCAGAAAAGCAUUUUUAAAAACUAUAGGAUCUAUUGUUUUAUUAUGUUCUUUGGGUUGAUUAAAACAUGUGUCUCACAAAGAAGUCCAAUAAAAAACACACACAUGUAAAUAAAUAUAAAACGUUAACUAUA
Nothobranchius furzeri (turquoise killifish) is the source of this 3302-nucleotide messenger RNA. It is a transcript of the gene abcg5, whose product is annotated as ATP-binding cassette, sub-family G (WHITE), member 5. The record is from RefSeq and is a predicted model, not a curated record. Gene Ontology annotation, biological process: cholesterol efflux; transmembrane transport; cholesterol homeostasis. Gene Ontology annotation, molecular function: ATP hydrolysis activity; ATP binding; ABC-type transporter activity. NCBI's taxonomy places the organism in Eukaryota, Metazoa, Chordata, Actinopteri, Cyprinodontiformes, Nothobranchiidae. Gene Ontology annotation, cellular component: plasma membrane; apical plasma membrane; ATP-binding cassette (ABC) transporter complex.